UCCGCCCGGACAGCAUUUCAUAAACACCUUGUGUGUUUGUGUUCUGUCGGUCGCAUGAAAUAGCUACUGGACGUGAGCGGAGUUAAGGCGGUGUUCAUUAAUUUAGCCAAAAACCAAAUAAGUGGUGGACGCAUCUCUCCGCAACCAUGUCCCGGGGGUCAAUUGAGAUCCCCUUGCGGGACACAGAUGAGGUUAUUGAGCUCGACUUCGAUCAACUGCCUGAAGGAGAUGAGGUCAUCAGUAUCCUGAAGCAGGAACACACUCAGCUGCACAUCUGGAUAGCCUUGGCUUUGGAGUAUUACAAGCAAGGAAAAACCGAAGAUUUUGUCAAGCUCUUAGAGGCAGCUCGCAUUGAUGGGAACCUGGACUACCGAGAUCACGAGAAAGAUCAGAUGACUUGCCUGGAUACCUUAGCGGCAUAUUAUGUCCAGCAAGCACGUAAAGAGAAAAACAAAGAUGCCAAGAAAGAACUCAUCACGCAGGCGACACUGCUCUACACCAUGGCGGACAAAAUCAUCAUGUAUGAUCAGAACCACUUGCUGGGCAGAGCCUGUUUUUGUCUGCUUGAAGGCGAUAAAAUGGACCAGGCAGACGCUCAGUUUCACUUUGUCCUCAAUCAGUCGACCAAUAAUAUACCGGCUUUACUUGGUAAGGCUUGCAUCUCCUUCAAUAAAAAGGAUUACAGAGGAGCACUGGCGUAUUACAAAAAGGCUCUGCGCACAAACCCUGGCUGUCCAGCUGAGGUACGGCUCGGGAUGGGUCACUGUUUCGUCAAACUCAAUAAGCUUGAAAAGGCCCGACUGGCCUUCGGUCGGGCUCUGGAACUCAAUUCCAAGUGUGUCGGCGCUCUUGUGGGUUUGGCGGUUUUGGAGCUCAACAAUAAAGAAGCCGAUUCCAUCAAGAAUGGAGUUCAGCUUUUAUCACGAGCCUACACUAUUGAUCCAAGCAACCCCAUGGUGCUCAACCAUCUGGCCAACCACUUCUUCUUCAAAAAGGACUACAGUAAGGUGCAACAUUUGGCCCUCCAUGCUUUCCAUAACACUGAGGUUGAGGCCAUGCAGGCUGAGAGUUGCUACCAGUUGGCCCGCUCCUUCCAUGUGCAGGAAGACUACGACCAGGCCUUUCAGUAUUACUACCAAGCAACUCAGUUUGCUUCAUCCACCUUUGUGUUGCCCUUUUUUGGCCUCGGCCAGAUGUACGUUUAUCGUAGAGACAAGGAGAACGCUGCCCAGUGCUUUGAAAAAGUCCUGAAAGCCUACCCUAACAACUAUGAAACCAUGAAAAUCCUGGGAUCACUCUAUGCGACAUCCGAUGAUCAAGAGAAGAGGGACAUCGCCAAGGGCCAUUUGAAAAAGGUUACAGAACAAUACCCGGAUGAUGUGGAAGCUUGGAUCGAGUUAGCUCAGAUCCUGGAGCAGACUGACAUCCAGGGAGCUCUGUCAGCCUAUGGUACAGCCACCCGAAUUCUGCAGGAGAAGGUGCAGGCUGAUGUUCCACCUGAGAUCCUCAACAAUUUGGGAGCUCUUCACUUCCGUCUCGGCAACCUGGGCGAGGCAAAGAAAUACUUUCUUGCAUCUCUGGAACGUGCCAAAGCAGAGGGCGAGCAUGAUGAACAUUACUACAAUGCCAUUUCUGUAACCACCUCCUACAAUCUGGCUCGUCUCUACGAAGCCAUGUGUGAGUUCCACGAGGCUGAGAAACUCUACAAGAACAUUCUGAGAGAACAUCCCAACUAUGUGGACUGCUAUUUGCGCCUCGGUGCCAUGGCUCGUGACAAAGGGAACUUCUACGAGGCGUCAGACUGGUUCAAAGAAGCCCUUCAGAUCAAUCAGGAUCAUCCCGACGCGUGGUCCCUCAUAGGAAACCUUCACUUGGCGAAGCAGGAGUGGGGUCCUGGACAGAAGAAGUUUGAGCGUAUCCUGAAGCAGCCGUCCACUCAGAAUGACACGUACUCCAUGCUGGCUCUGGGUAACGUCUGGCUGCAGACGCUGCAUCAGCCCACCAGAGACCGAGAGAAGGAAAAGAGACAUCAGGAUCGAGCCUUGGCCAUUUACAAACAAGUUCUCCGAAAUGAUUCCAAGAACCUUUACGCCGCCAACGGGAUCGGUGCCGUCCUUGCCCACAAGGGCUACUUCAGAGAAGCUCGGGACGUGUUCGCCCAGGUGAGAGAGGCCACUGCUGACAUCAGCGACGUGUGGCUGAACCUGGCUCACAUCUACGUGGAGCAGAAGCAGUACAUCAGCGCUGUGCAGAUGUACGAAAAUUGCCUGAAGAAGUUCUACAAACACCAAAACACAGAGGUGCUGCUGUACCUGGCCAGAGCGCUCUUCAAGUGCGGGAAACUGCAGGAGUGCAAGCAGAUGCUCCUCAAGGCGCGUCACGUGGCGCCCAGUGACACGGUGCUGAUGUUCAACGUGGCGCUGGUGCUUCAGCGACUGGCCACUCUGGUGCUGAAGGACGAGAAGAGCAACUUGAAGGCUGUGCUCAGUGCCGUCAAAGAGCUGGAACUGGCUCACAGAUAUUUCAGCUACCUCAGCAAAGCUGGGGACAAGAUGCGCUUUGAUCUGGCGCUAGCAGCUUCUGAAGCCAGGCAGUGCUCUGACCUCCUGAGUCAGGCUCAGUACCACGUGGCGAGAGCCCGGAAGCAGGAUGAAGAGGAGAAAGAACUCCGAGCCAAACAAGAACAAGAGCGAGACUUGCUGAGGCAGCAGUUGAUGAAAGAGCAGGAGGAAAAGCGAAGCAAGGAGGAAGAGGAACAGAAGAAACUUCUGGAGCAGAGAGCGCUGUUCCUGGAGAAAACCAAGAACCUGCUCAACUUUGCAGAGGAAAAAGAAAUUGCCAGAGAAAAGAAGAAGGGAGGUGGUGGUGGUGGUGGCGGCGGCGGAGGACGUCGUAAGAAAGGUGCCGACAUGGAUGAGUUUGUCAAUGACGACUCGGAUGAAGAGCUGCCUGUGAAGAAGAAGAAGAAGAGGAAGGGCGGCAGUGGGAGUGAGCCGGAGGAAGAGAGCGAGAGGAAGCAGCGCAAGAAGAAGAAGAGGGUUGCUAGAGAAGGUGGCGACGACAGCGAUGAAGAGGAGGGAGGUUCACGACCCAAGAAGCAACGCAAACCCAAGGAACGGAAGAGGAUCGAGAAGCCUCAGCCUGAGCGCAUGCCGCCCUCGCUCAAAGGAAAGAUCAAGUCCAAGGCCAUCAUCUCGUCCUCGGAGGACUCUUCUGAUGAGGACGGCUUGAGAAUCGCAGAAGACCGGAACCAGCGGGACAGCGGGUCGGGAUCCGACGACGACGAAGGUGGACACACCAAGCGCAUCGCAUCGGACAGCGAGUCCGAGGGCGGUCGGAACCGCUCUGGCAGCGAGGCGGGCAGUCCCCGCCGCUCCGCAGCGUCGGAUGAGUCGGGCAGCGACCGGCCAGUGAAGAAGAGAAGGAUCCAACAGCAGUCCGAGUCUGAGCAGUCGGACAAUGAGAGCAAGAAGAGUCGGUCGGGUUCCGAAGACCAGUCAGCGCCUGAGUCGCCAGCUCCGGCUUCCGAUGCUGGAUCGGGAUCACCAAGGCGAUCGGAUAAUGGAUCGGAACCAGAGGGCUCGAACAACGACGACAGCGACUAAACUCUCAGAUCACAGAAGAACUGUUUUGUUUGUCCCACAGUGCAGAUUUUGUAGAGAAAACAGAGCAGGUCAGACUUGUGCUCCAUGUCAGUGUGAAGAACAAGUUACCUGGGGAUCAUCUCUAUCCCUUCAGAGCACGCUGUGCUCUAUGUCUGAUCAAAAGUGGCUUCAAUAAAAAUCAUGAGAAGUGCUGGACUCCUCAUUGGAAAAAAUAUGGAUUUCAUAUAUUCUGAAUUGUAUAACUGACUUUUUUUCCUCAGCUACUAGUUUAUUUGCAAGGUGGAGGUGGGACUGCACCAAGGCUCAGCUCUGGGCCCCUUCGUCUUUGUGAUGGUGAUGGACAGGUUGACAGAUGAGGUUAGACAAAGAAGCCCCUUGGACGAUGAUGUUUGCAGAUGAUAUUGUGAUCUGAGGUGACAGCAGGGAGCAAGUGGAAGAUAAGCUAGAGAGGUGAAUGGAGGUUUGCCUUAGAACGGAGAGGAAUGAAGGUUAGCCCCAGUAAGACAGAAUACUUGUGUGUGGAUGAGAGAGACCCAAGUGGACAGGUGAAGUUACAGGAUGUAGAGAUCAAGAAGGUGGAGGAUUUUAAGUACUGAGGCUCAACUGUCCAGGGCGAUGGAGAGUGUGAGAAAGAGGUGAAGAAGCGGGUGCAGGCAGGAUGGAAUCAUUGGAGAAAAGUGUCAGGUGUGAUGUGUGACAAAAGGGUGUCGGCAAGGAUGAAAGGGAAAGUGUCCAAAAGGGUGGUGAGGC
Messenger RNA from Synchiropus splendidus (mandarinfish), 4355 nucleotides. It is a transcript of the gene ctr9, whose product is annotated as CTR9 homolog, Paf1/RNA polymerase II complex component. The record is from RefSeq and is a predicted model, not a curated record. Gene Ontology annotation, biological process: regulation of DNA-templated transcription. Bases 147 to 3605 code for a protein of 1152 amino acids. NCBI's taxonomy places the organism in Eukaryota, Metazoa, Chordata, Actinopteri, Syngnathiformes, Callionymidae. The transcript has 23 exons. Gene Ontology annotation, cellular component: Cdc73/Paf1 complex. Gene Ontology annotation, molecular function: RNA polymerase II complex binding.